UUGUCGACAGUUUUAAUCCAUCACAAUCGUUUAUUAUACCAAAAUAUUAUCUAAAAGAUUGUCCACAAACACCAUUAAUGCAUGUUUGGGCACCGGUUAUGAAAAAUGUUCAUAUCGAUGAUGAAACAACAUUACAUCAUAUACCAUAUCUUGGUGAUAAUAUUCUAAAAAAAGAAGAUAAUUUUAUUGAAGAAUUAUUAACCAAUUAUGAUGGAAAAAUUCAUACGGAAAAAGAAAAUUUUACCGAUGAAAUUCUUGUCGAAUUAAUCGAUAAACUCAGUCCAUCUAUACCGGUGGAUCAAAAUGUUUACGAAAUUAUUUCGAAUGUUUUUGCUGAUCGAGGUACAACCGAUAAUAUUCGACAACGUUAUAAUGAAUAUCGUUCGAAAAAACCCGAUCCACCAAUGGAAACACCACCAAAUAUUGAUAGCGAUCUGGGUAAAGUUUAUUCAUUCGAUAAAAUUAUGCAUUCAUAUACAAAUCUUUAUUGUCGUCGUUGUCAUACAUAUGAUUGUACUGAUCAUACAUUUUAUAAUGUAAAAUUUCGUAACAAAAAUGAAGGACGUAUAAAAAAACAGAAUCCUUGUGGUAAAGAUUGUUAUCUAAAUCUGGUAAGCUUGGUUAUUGUUGAUGAAAAUCUAUCCAACGAUUCUGGUGAUGAUCAAGAUCUACCACGGAUAAAAUCAACAAUAUUAGAUCAAAUAAAAUUUGAUCAAUGGAAUAAUUUGGAUAAAACAUUAUUCAAUGUUUCGAUAAAAUCAUAUUAUAAUAAUUUUUGUAAUAUUGCAACAUUAUUAUUGAAACCAUGUAUCGAAAUUUAUGCCUAUUCCGAACAUAUAAAAAAUGAUAUUGAAAAUGAUGAUGGUAAUAAUAACCCAUAUGAAGAUAUGCGUAAUAAAAAGAAAAAAAAGAAACCAAAUAAAUGGUCAGCACAUUGUAAAAAAUUACAAUUGAAAGAUUCAUCAUCAAAAACAUUGAUCAAUUAUACACCAUGUGAACAUGUUGAUUCAAAAUGUGAUCAAUCUUGUUCUUGUGUACGUAAUAAAUUAAUUUGUGAAAAAUAUUGUGCUUGUAGUAAAGAUUGUCCGGAACGUUUCCCCGGUUGUCGGUGUAAAGCACAAUGUAAUACCAAACAAUGUCCAUGUUAUUCAGCUGUACGUGAAUGUGAUCCUGAUAUUUGUGGUACUUGUGGUGCUGAUCAAUCAGAUUUACAAAAUGUACGAUGUAAAAAUAUUGCCAUACAACGUGGUAUGAAAAAGAAAUUAAUACUUGGUGUAUCGGAUAUUGCCGGAUGGGGAAUAUUUUUGAAUGAUGUUGCCGAAAAAAAUGAUUUCAUUUCGGAAUAUUGUGGUGAAAUGAUUUCACAGGAUGAAGCCGAUCGUAGGGGUAAAAUUUAUGAUAAUAAUCGUUCAAGUUUUCUAUUCAAUCUAAAUAAUGAUUAUGUAAUUGAUGCAAAACGUAAAGGAAACAAGAUUCGUUUUGCUAAUCAUUCAAUCAAUCCAAAUUGUUAUGCAAAAGUAAUGAUGGUUAAUGGUGAACAUCGUAUAGGAAUAUUUGCUAAACGAAAAAUAAAAAAAUUUGAAGAAUUAUUUUUCGAUUAUCGUUAUGGACCAAAUGAUCAGCUAAAAUUUGUACGAAUUGAACGUGAUCAAUAACUUAUUGAUAAUCAAAUGACAAU
Dermatophagoides pteronyssinus (European house dust mite) is the source of this 1678-nucleotide messenger RNA. RefSeq names its product histone-lysine N-methyltransferase E(z) (gene E(z)). Gene Ontology annotation, cellular component: nucleus; ESC/E(Z) complex. The record is from RefSeq and is a predicted model, not a curated record. Gene Ontology annotation, molecular function: protein binding; chromatin binding; histone H3K27 methyltransferase activity. NCBI's taxonomy places the organism in Eukaryota, Metazoa, Arthropoda, Arachnida, Sarcoptiformes, Pyroglyphidae. Gene Ontology annotation, biological process: heterochromatin formation.